AUGACCGAACGACGCCCCUCGGGGUUGGAAAGGAGUCCAACUGCGCCAUCCAUCAUGUCAAAUGGUCACUUUGCUUCGGUUGGCGCCGAAGGCGACGCCGCCUCCUACAAGCAUGGCGUGCAGGUAAUUGAUGGGGAUAAGGAGUUCAAUCCUAACUUGUCCAAGUAUUUGUCCCUUGAGAAUGUUACGCCGGCUGGUUUUAACUACCAUCUCAUCUCUGUGUUCGGUUCGCAGUCCACCGGAAAGUCAACACUGCUCAACAACCUUUUUGGAACCGAAUUCUCCGUGAUGUCCGACCAGGAAAGACGACAAACGACCAAGGGCAUCUGGCUGUCGAAGAACAAGAAGCAGGGCGAAAUUGGCGCAGCCGAGCGCAUGGCAGAUAACAUUUUGGUCAUGGAUGUUGAGGGAACCGAUGGCCGCGAGAGAGGCGAGGAUCAAGAUUUUGAGCGCAAGAGUGCGCUGUUUGCACUUGCGACAAGUGAGGUCCUUAUCGUCAACAUCUGGGAGCACCAGGUGGGAUUGUACCAGGGAGCCAACAUGGGAUUGUUGAAGACCGUGUUCGAGGUCAACUUGCAGCUGUUCUUGAAGGAUAAGCAUACUACUCACCGUUCACUGUUAUUCUUCGUCAUCCGUGAUUUCAUCGGCACAACACCACUUAAGAACCUGCAGAAGACAUUAUUGGAAGACCUCGGCCGUCUCUGGGACACAAUAUCAAAGCCUGCUGGCUUCGAGAAGGCAUCAAUCCACGACUACUUCGAUUUCCAAUUCUAUGGACUUCCCCACAAGGGUUACCAGCCUGAACAAUUUGUGGCAGAGACGAAGAAGCUUGGUCUACGUUUCCGAGAAGGUCACCGGGACUCUAACAAGGUCGCGCUCAGGGGCGAGUUCUCCGAGGGUGGUGUCUUCCUGCCAGAAUACCACCGUCGCAUCCCAGCUGACGGCUUCUCCCAUUACGCGGAAAGCAUUUGGGACCAAAUUGUCAAUAACAAGGACUUGGAUUUGCCCACACAACAGGAGUUGCUCGCACAAUUCCGUUGUGAUGAGAUUCUGCGCGAAGUCAUGAUUGGAUUCGAUGAGGUGAUCGUUGCGUUUGAAGACAAACAAGCUGAGGCGGUCCGUCUUGGUGCACCCGAGGUUCUCGGCGGAUUGGGUGUGGCCAUGCGCGGUGCGCGCUCCAAGUCCCUGAAGAGCUUUGAGACGGAAGCCAGCAGAUACCACAAAGGUGUUUACCAACGGAAGAGUGCCGAGCUUCAGGGCAAGGUUGAUACCCGCCUCAAGGCACUGUUCCUUGGUCAGCUUUCAGCAGCCCACAAGUCCGGAAUUCGCGAUUUCAGUGAUUCCGUCACGGCCACCGUCAAGGAUGGUCAGAAGAAGGGCAAUAGCUACGACUUUGCUGAGAUUGUUUCGAAGCAAGCCCAGGCUGCGAUUGAAAAAUUCGAGCAGGUUGCACGUUCAACCGUGGUUGACGGCGCUUCCUGGAGUAACUAUAAACAAGAGUUGGGCUUGUACCAAAAAGAGUUGGCUGAAGUCAGUGCGCGACUGCGCCGCGAUGAAAUGAGACGUUUGGCUACCCGUGUAGAGCGGUGGGUGCAAUCUCGGCUGGGCGAAUCAAUUGGCAUUGAGUUCAACGCCCUGGGCUCCGGAAGAGCUGGUGGUGGCGCUCCCGAGAACGGAGAGAAGCCCACUGAGAAAGAUUUCUGGGACCGCAUCUGGAAUCUGUUCGAAGAUACUGUGCUGGACGCCGAGCGCAGAUUCACGGAUCGUGCUAGCAGCUUCGAUGCCAGCCUUGAUGAGGUUGAUGUUGGACUGUGGCGUCUCCGUCGUAAGUCAUGGGGCGUGCUUCGUGCCAAGAUCGACGAGGAAAUGACCGAGGGCAACCUCCUUCUCAAGCUUCGUGAGAAUUUCGAGGACAAGUUCCGCUACGACGAGGCCGGUGUGCCGCGUAUCUGGCGCCCAACAGAUGAUAUCGAGGGAAUUUAUACUCGUGCCCGUGAGUCUACCUUGACCGUGAUUCCUCUUCUUUCCCGAUUCCGUCUGGAGAAGACUACUGCACCGCCCCCACUUGACCGAUGGAUUGGACAUACCCCUAGCACCGCGACAUCUGCGGAUGAAGAGGAUUUGGCACCCAUCGGAGGCGUGGAUGAAGACGAAGGCAAGAGCCUUGAAGAGGAAAUGACAAUCCUCAGUGACUCAAAACGCCAAGAGCUCACUGUGCGGUUCAAGAAGGCCGCGGAUGGCGUCUACGUGGAGGCUAAGCGGAGUGCCAUCGGCGGUAUGACUCAAGUUCCUUUGUAUUUCUAUGGCCUGCUGCUGGCCCUGGGCUGGAACGAGAUUUGGGCUGUUCUCCGCAAUCCAGCCUACUUCUUCCUGCUAUUCGUUUGCGCCAUCGGAGCGUAUAUCACCUAUACACUCAACUUGUGGGGCCCAAUGCUGAAGAUGACGGAGGCUGCAUCUGCGCAAGCUUUGGUAGAAGGCAAGCGCCGCUUGCGGGAGUUCCUCGAGUCUUCCGACACUGGCCGCCAGGCGAUUGCAAUGUCGGCUGGCGAGCGGGCUGGCCCGGACCACAGGCAAGAGCAUGAGAUGUCCGAUAUGCAGAAAGGUGGCUCGAAGGCCGCUGAUGACCUGGACGACAUGUAA
This is a messenger RNA of Penicillium soppii, 2640 nucleotides long. RefSeq names its product dynamin-like GTPase SEY1 (gene sey1). The transcript has 4 exons. Gene Ontology annotation, cellular component: endoplasmic reticulum. Gene Ontology annotation, molecular function: GTP binding; GTPase activity. Lineage: Eukaryota; Fungi; Ascomycota; Eurotiomycetes; Eurotiales; Aspergillaceae. Bases 1 to 2640 code for a protein of 879 amino acids. The record is from RefSeq and is a predicted model, not a curated record. Gene Ontology annotation, biological process: endoplasmic reticulum membrane fusion.